ACAAAUUCUACAGGAACCAUUAUGUUCGGGUGUAGUUUCCUACGGAGUGGUCGCUUGACGAACUCAAAUCGAGCAGUGGAUGGGAUCUUUGGGUUUGGACCGCAGAAUUUGUCAAUUGUCUCUCAACUUGCCUCACAAGGCAUAGCACCCAAUGUAUUUUCCCACUGCUUGAGAGGAGAUAACAGUGGUGGAGGUAUACUGGUUCUUGGACAGAUUGUGGAGCCGAAUAUAGUUUAUACCUCGCUUGUCCCAUCACAGUCCCAUUAUAAUAUCAAUCUACAAAGCAUUUCUGUAAACGGUCAAAAGCUAGCAAUUGAUCCAUCAAUUUUUGCAACAUCAAGCAACUCAGGAACAAUAGUUGAUUCUGGGACAACUUUGGCAUAUCUUGAAGAAACAGCUUAUAAUGCCUUUCUCAAUGCUGUAAGUUAUUUGAGCAUUUCCCAUCUUCUUGAAUCAAUAGCAUCGUUUCACCAUCAGUGCAAGCCUGGUCAAUCGAGGGAUUUCUAUGCUAUUCAAUCAUCUCCAAGUUCAUUUCCUGAUAUACUGUCUCAUUUCUUUGUCAGUAUAACUGACGUAUUUCCUCAAGUGACUCUAAACUUUACUGAAGGCGCAUACAUGACUCUAAACCCUCAGGAUUAUCUUAUACAGCCGAAUGUUAAUGGUAGAGAAUAUUGGUGCCUUGGCAUUAUGGCAACAACAGUGCAACAGUUAACAAUUUUAGGAGAUGUUAUUCUAAAGGACAAAAUCGUUGUUUAUAAUCUGGCCAAUCAAAAGGUCGGAUGGGCAAGCUAUGACUGUUCACAAUCAGUUACUGUCAAGACAAUUAACGGACAAGAGGUUAAUGUCUCAGGAGCAGGAGCGUCGAGUAGCAGUCCACCUCCACCAAGUAACAGUUCCCCAAGUUACAGUCCACCUCCACCAAGUUCUACUUCACCAAGUUACAUUCCACCUCCUCCAAGUUCUACUUCACCAAGUUACAGUCCACCUCCUCCAAGUAAUAGUCCACCAAGUUUCAGUUCAGCAAAUAACAGUUCACCUCAAAACAUACCGAGGAGCACGAUAACUUCCUUGAUAAACAUAUUUAUGUUCGUUAUUCUGGAGAAGACUAUUCCGUCCAGUCAACAACUCAACCUGAGCCAACUCAUUGCACGUGAUGCAGCCAGGCACAGAAGGUUGUUGACGUCCUCUGGUGGGGUCGUUAAUUUCUCGCUUAAUGGGGACUACAAUCCGUUUAUUGCAGGGCUUUAUUACACAAAAGUAUUUCUGGGUUCUCCUCCACAGGAAUUCCACGUACAGAUUGACACUGGAAGUUAUAUUUCUUGGGUCAGUUGCAAAUCCUGCAAUGACUGCCCGCGGAAAAGUGAAUUUCCAUUUCAGCUAAAUUUCUUUGAUCCAGGGAGCUCAUCAACAGCUUCAUUAGUAUCCUGUUCAGACCAAAGAUGCAAUUUAAGACUCCAAUCAUCAGAUUUUAUCUGUACAUCUAACAGCAACCAGUGCGAUUACAAUAUCACAUAUGAUGAUGGUAGUGGGACGUUAGGCCACUAUGUCUCGGAUUCGUUGCAGUUUGAUACAGUUUUUAAUGGCUCUGUCACUACAAAUUCUACAGGAACCAUUAUGUUCGGGUGUAGUGUCUUCCAGAGUGGUGACUUGACGGAGUCAAAUGGAGCAGUGGAUGGGAUCUUUGGGUUUGGACCGCAGAAUUUGUCAAUUAUCUCUCAACUUGCCUCACAAGGCAUAGCACCCAAUGUAUUUUCCCACUGCUUGAGAGGAGACAACAGUGGUGGAGGUAUACUGGUUCUUGGAAAGAUUGUGGAGCCCAAUAUAGUUUAUACCUCGCUUGUCCCAUCCCAGUCCCAUUAUAAUAUCAAUCUACAAAGCAUUUCUGUCAACGGUCAAAAGUUAGCAAUUGAUCCAUCAGUUUUUGCAACAUCAAACAACUCAGGAACAAUAGUUGAUUCUGGGACAACUUUGGUGUUCCUUGCAGAAACAGCUUAUGAUGUCUUUAUUCAUUUCAUCAAUAGCACUGUUUCACCAUCAGUGCUUCAAUCAAUCAGCGAACAAUCCCCAGGGAUGGAAGAGCAAUGCUAUUCAUUCAAAUCCAGUGACAAUGUCCUUGCCAUAUUUCCUCAAGUUAGUUUCAACUUUUCUGAUGGCGCAUCCAUGAUUUUGAACCCUCAAGAUUAUCUUUCACUGCAGAAUAACACCAAUGGUGUUGCAACUUGGUGCCUUGGCUUUGCAAAAACACCAGGAUCAGAACUGACGAUUUUAGGAGAUGUAAUUUUACAGGACAAAAUCGUUGUUUAUGAUCUGGACAAUCAAACAGUCGGAUGGGUAAACUAUGACUGUUCACAAUCAGUUAAUGUCUUGACGAUUAACGGGACACUGGUUAGUGUACCAGCAGAACAAUCGAAUAACAGUAACAGUCCACCUCCACCAUCGAAUAACAGUAACAGUUCACCUCCACCAAGUUAUAGUUACUUCAUAAGCAUAAUUAUGCUUGUUAUUGUAAUAUUUCUGUAGCAUAAGUAUACCCUAGUAAAGAGGUCUGGAACCCUGCUAUCUAUCCCACUAGUUUGCAAUUACAUUGGCCCCAAAUACAACAUGUAACGUUUC
Rubroshorea leprosula is the source of this 2613-nucleotide messenger RNA. NCBI's taxonomy places the organism in Eukaryota, Viridiplantae, Streptophyta, Magnoliopsida, Malvales, Dipterocarpaceae. The record is from the annotation of a GenBank genome assembly.